Messenger RNA from Trematosphaeria pertusa, 1752 nucleotides. Its product is annotated as UBC-like protein. The record is from RefSeq and is a predicted model, not a curated record. Lineage: Eukaryota; Fungi; Ascomycota; Dothideomycetes; Pleosporales; Trematosphaeriaceae. The transcript is spliced from 6 exons. The coding region runs from base 196 to 1524 and encodes 442 amino acids.
CUUCACCCUCACCCACACCAGGCGGCGCCGUCUGCUAUUAUUUAAGUCAUCUCCAACCCCCAGACUUCGCCAAAGCACUCAUCUGUCCCACCCCAGCACAUCCCACGUCGACAACCCGCUGAAGGCCCUCAGGAGAGACAAAGCGCAGUCUGAUCAAGUGAGGGCACAACCACCUGCUUGGUUGCUGUAGCACGCAUGUCAAACCAGUCGAUUCUCCGAAUCACUCGCGAAUUGAGCGAGAUCCAGCGUGGAUCAGAUCUAUCCCUAGCAGUCGCGUGCCGUGACAUUGACGUCCGACAUGUACGAGCCUUGAUCAUCGGCCCCCCUGACACGCCCUACGAAUUCGGCUUCUUCGAGUUUGCCGUCAAGUUCACCCGGGAAUACCCUACCAAAGCACCACAAGUGAAUGCCAUAACUACAAAUGGCGGACGGACGAGGUUCAAUCCGAACAUUUACGCGGGGGGUAGAGUAUGCUUGUCAAUCCUUGGCACAUGGCGCGGCGAGCGAGGAGAGGAGUGGUCAUCCGCUCAGGGUCUCGAAUCGAUUCUUAUCUCCAUCCAGAGCCUGAUGUCUUCGAACCCAUAUGAGAACGAGCCAGGAUUCGAGGACGCCAAUUCCGACUACGACAAGAAGAACCAGGAGGCCUACGUCGCCAAGAUCCGACACGAGGCAUUGCGGAUCUCAGUCAUUGAGCGCCUCGAAGACUAUCUCGGCAUCGAUAGGGGGAAGGCGCCGGGAGUAACAGUGUACAAUGCAGAAGAGGACUAUCAAUCCGGCGCGGCUGACGCUCCCUUCGAGCCCUUCAAGGACCUCUGCAAGCGGCGGUUCCUCUGGUACUACGAGUCGUAUAUGGGCAGUAUUGAGCGAGAGAUGAAGAAGCACAAGGAUGGCGAUCGGUUCGAGAAGAUGCCGUUCGAGGGUCCCGGAAAUAGCAUGGACGGGAGCUUCCAGUAUUCGUCGCUGAAGCAACGCAUGCAGACCAUAUUUGAGAAGCUCAACGAGGAAGCGGUUGGUUGGGCUGCUGAAGGAAUGGUUGCAGUGCAGAAGGAGAUGAGUAUUGCGAGCAACCUGCAGCGGCAAUUCGAACAGAUCGUCGAGAACUACAAGAAGAACGACGCCGUUACGCUCGAUCUGGAUCUCGUCGACAAGAAUCCGUUUGUUUGGCGCCUUGUUCUGUUCGGUCGGCCAAUGACAAACCUAGAUGGUGGCAUGUUCCGCAUCAUGCUCUAUCUGAGCCCAAAGUUCCCCGAUGUGCUUCCGCGUGUCAGGUUUGAGACGCCCAUAUUCCAUCACCGUGUCUCACCGACCGGAAUCCUCUGCUACGACGCCGUCCGGAAAGACGACAUGCGAUCACAUAUUGAGGCCAUCAUCGAGGCUAUCGAAGAAGAAUCGCCAGCGUAUGACCCUAGGACUCUCGUCAACCCCGAGGCUGCCAAGCUAUUUUGGGGCACACCUGACGAGAAAAAGAUGUACAAUCGCCGGCUCAGGAGGUCGGUUCAAGACAGCGCUGAAAACUGCUUCUAGGCACAGCUCUCCCUUAGCCUGCUGAGCAGCAUACACGAAGAUAUGUCACUUUCAAUGAAUAGAAUGAGGGUUGAUACCCGGAUCCUAUCACCUACGGGGUCCACGGCUAUGCACGGUAGGAGUUCGGGUCCCAUUUCGGUCAUGAUAGCAUAAGCACGAAGCGUGGCGUUGGUCUGAAAAUUAAAUUCAAUAUACGUACUAGCUCCUCCAAUACCCAAAAUGAUCGGU